Anoplophora glabripennis (Asian longhorned beetle) is the source of this 476-nucleotide messenger RNA. RefSeq names its product peptidyl-tRNA hydrolase 2, mitochondrial-like. Gene Ontology annotation, cellular component: mitochondrion; cytosol. The coding region runs from base 20 to 415 and encodes 131 amino acids. The record is from RefSeq and is a predicted model, not a curated record. The transcript has a single exon. Gene Ontology annotation, molecular function: peptidyl-tRNA hydrolase activity. NCBI's taxonomy places the organism in Eukaryota, Metazoa, Arthropoda, Insecta, Coleoptera, Cerambycidae.
AUUAAAUCUUUUGAUAAAGAUGUUUAUUAGUUUGGUUAAAAAGGUAGCAGGUUUUAACACGACAAAAAUGAUUAUUAUAAUCCGCACAGAUUUACAAAUGGGACGUGGCAAAAUUGCAUCGCAAGCUGCUCAUGCCGCUGUACUGUUAUAUCAAUCUUCAAUAGAAAACAGUAAUCCAUGCUUACAGACAUGGUUGAGGUGUGGACAGCCAAAAGUAGUUCUUAAAAUUGAUACAAAUUGUGACAGUGCACUAUUAAAUAUAUACGAAGAAGCUCUAGCCAGUCAUCUAAAUGUUUGUAGAGUGCAUGACGCUGGGAAAACUCAAGUGGUAGAAGGAACAUUAACGGCAGUAGGAAUAGGGCCAAAUAAAGUGGAAGAAAUAGACAAAAUAACGAGUGAUCUUAAAUUGUUAUAGUUUUUAUUUGUGUUAUAUAAGAAUAUUUCUAUUUGUUAACAUUAAAAAUCUCUGAAAUCGA